Messenger RNA from Prorocentrum cordatum, 1311 nucleotides. The record is from the annotation of a GenBank genome assembly. NCBI's taxonomy places the organism in Eukaryota, Dinophyceae, Prorocentrales, Prorocentraceae.
AUGGCUACCAGCGUGUGGCAUCUCAAGCGGUUCUGCGACGGCAACAGUGAGGACUACGAGGAGUUCGCCCUCACCCUCGCAUUCGAGGACGCCGCGCCCGGCGGCGCGGACGCCGGUGGCGGCGCGGCGCCCGCGGCGCAGCGGGUGGUCGGGCGGCUGGAGCCGGCUCAGGGCGACGACGGCGCGGGGACGCUUCCAGACAGCGCCCUGGAGCUCGACGGGCAGCUGACCAAGGUCGCCCUCCGCCUGGAGCACCGAGACCCCCACGGCGGCGAGCUGUGCGUCUACCGCAGCGAGCGCUUCGUGGCCGAGGGGGACGGGCAGUUCCGGGGCGUGUGGAUGUGCGGCGCCAGGACGGGGCGCUUCGCCGCGGCCAGGCGCAAGUCCUCGGAGGAGCCCCGCAAGCGCAAGUCCGCCUGCCGCCGCAAGGCCGACGCCGAGAUCAAGAGCAAACGGUUCUUCAACGAUUUGAAGGACGAGUUGCUGAUCCUGGACAGGCUCGGCUGGACGGAGAAGAGGUGGAAGGAGGAGUCCAAGCUGGAGAAGGGCCGCGCCAUCCUCGGGGAGCUGCGGCGGGAGCUGGAGGGCAUCCAGAGCCAGCUCGGGCUCUGCUUCCACCCGCACACGCCGUGGCUGCAGCGCGUCGAGCGCGGCAUCGCGGAGGCGCGCCGGCGAGGCAGCACCGACCUGUUGCGCCAGCUGCGCGCGGUGGAUUGCGGGCUGGCGGCACCAGCUGGGGACCUGCGCAGCGACUGGCACACGCUCUUCGAGAUCCAGCGGCACUUCUGCGCGCUGCCCCCGUUCCGCGCCACCAAGUACCUGGAGCCCUCCAACGUGCGGCACGCUCUCCGGUGCGCCGAGGUGACGAACCGCGCUAUCUUCGAGGGCAGCGGCCGAUACAUCGGCGGCGCGCGUCAGCUGAGCGCGCUACGGCUGCCUCGCGGCGCGCCUUGCGCUGGAGCAAGGGACGGGUGCGUGCCCGAUCUGCAGCGCAAGAUCAUGGAGGAGCUGAGGGGCGAGUGCAUCGCUGGCGACCUAGGCGUGGACGAGGCCUUCGACGUCCAGAUCCAGCUGGUCAUCCGCGCCGGCUGCUCCGAGUUCCUCUGGGAGCCGGGGGCGGACGUCCAGCUCCGCUGCGACGACCGCGUCUACUACGAGCAGGCGCAUAUCUGUAGCGAGGAGCGGCGGCAGCGCUACUACCGCAACGGGCGGAGCCCCGCCGAGAUGGCCAGGAGGCUGAGCGACUUCGAGGCCCUCCUCACGGGCGGCAGGGAAGACCAGGCGAGGAGGACUUCGAGUUCGUGGAGAUGA